GUUUUGACGUAUCCCCGUACCCGUUUCCGCGUUUCCGCGUUUCCGCGUACCGGUAUCGGUGCUACAUAGGUUCUUAAUUAAAAUCACUAUUUAAAGACCAGAAAACUCAUUAUAACUUUGCCCUUCUGUUGUGGAGGUUGAGCAAUGCUUCAAGAAGUUAUAAUCAACAAGUGAAAUUUCUGAAAGAUUGGAUUGAAGUCCACCUCGAUGACGCACAGAAGACUCUUCAGAAACCUAUGCUCUUAGGCGAGUUUGGCAAGGAUGCGAAUGAACCCGAUUUCACCGUCGCAAAUAGGGACAAUUUCAUGAGGACCGCUUACGCCGCCGUAUACUCAUCCGCCAAGACCGGAGGUGCGGCGUCCGGCAGCUUGUUCUGGCAAAUGAUGGUCGAAGAUUUGCCUAAUUACCAGGACGGACUUUCGAUCAUCCUCAGCCAGAAUACCUCCACAAAUGACCUUAUAUAUCAAGAGUCACAGCGGCUUGCCGGUCUUCGUAAAAUGUAUGCCGGGCUUAAAAACACAGAGUGGAAGAAGAAGAAGACUAUGGGGGUGGCCGCUAGAGAAAUUCAUGGAAAUGGCAACAGCAAUUGAUGGAAGAAGGAGAAGAAAUUAAACUCAACUAAAACGAAUUCGACCACAUUAUACCAAUUAAAGAAACGUUACGUUACCAUGUGUUCUUAUUUUAAUUAUUC
Molecule: messenger RNA, 691 nt
Organism: Cuscuta epithymum
Lineage: Eukaryota; Viridiplantae; Streptophyta; Magnoliopsida; Solanales; Convolvulaceae
Source: the annotation of a GenBank genome assembly